AUGUUCUCCAGGAAGACUACCCGUGCCGCAGCCGCCGCCGCCGCCAGCGCCGCCGGCCCAUCCACCCAUCCAACCCCCGCGCCCUCUACAUCCUCCGCGCCUUCGGCAAUGCGAACGCGCUCAGGAAAACUCCUCGCUCCGCUGGUCGAGGGGGCAAGGGCCGUCCGGUCCAAGCUGACCGGCGGGCGUCGGGGCGCAAAGGCCCCCGCCGAGGUGCCCGCGCCUCCCGAGGCCUCCACGUCCGCGCAGGCGGACGCGACGUCAUCGAACGUUGCUAGCGCCGACCGCGCUCCUGCACCCCGCAAAGCCGCGCCCAAGAAGCGCCCAGCGACUCCUCGUGCCCGAGCGGCCAAACGCAAGGCGGCGGCGGCCAACUCGGCUCCUGCUCCCCUGCCUGAAGCUGACACCACCCCCGUCGCCUCCGCUCUCGUCGCCAUCGCCGCUCCUGCACCCGCGCCCGUUGCUGUCCCUCCAAGGGUUGCCACGCCCACCCCAGGGCCAUCCUCCCCGCCCCACUCCGAUGCUCCUGCCCAGCCGGCCGUCCCUGCGCACCGCCGUCUUCAGCGCCAAGGCGCAUGCUACCUCGACAAACAUGGAUGGGCACUGCCAGAGGGUGUAUCCAUCGACAAGGACGGGAACCCGCCGCUCUCUGCGCUGCUGGAGGUGAUCGAGAAGAAGAUCUCGCUCGAGACUUUCUUGGGCGAAGACAAAAUUCCGGUGCAAGAUAACCUCUACGGCUACAACGACGAGAGGCUGCAAGGCCCCAUCCUCUCUCGCUUCUAUUUUUGGCCCACAGACCGCGCCCCAAUAAUCAUCGGCCCAUUCUAUGAGCACGAAUUGUGGUGGCAGGUGCUGGGCGAGUGGAACCCUACGGUCUUACCCACUGUCCGGCGGAUGCUGCGGCAGGACGCGGACGCGCCGGAGGGUCCUACCAUCGGGACGCGGAUCACCAGGCAGUACGCUGACUUCUUCGGCGAGGACGGGCUGCCCUUGCCCUUCGAGGACGACGGCACGGGCGAGCCGGUGCCCAUUGGCGAGAUGGUCGCCAACCUGCUCAAGGCGGAGAGGACGGGGCCUCUCCCGUCAACAUGGCAUGGGCCGUUUUUCGAGCAAGAGGGCGAGGCGUCGCAGAGUGUCGCCGUCGCGGCGCCUGCUUCCUCCUCCGUCUCCGCCGUCUCCACUCCCCCCACCUCCGCCUCUGCCACCCCCGCCUCCGCCCUUGCCACCCCCGCCCGUGCCGCCGCCUCCUCCUCCUCUUCGGCCGCUGCCUCCUCCUCGGCCGCUGCCUCCUCCUCGGCCACCCCUGCCACCUCCGCCCCUGCCCUAGCUGUUGCACAAGCAAACGCCGUGCUCAUCCCUGUGGAUGAGAACGGUAUCGUCACCCACGGCUCCGUGGAAGACAUGCCUCGCCCACCGCCGGUCGCUGUGCGCAUCAGCAGGCAGGACGCCGUCUACCUCGACAUGAACGGCAACGCCCUGCCUGCAGGGGAGACCACGACGGCGGCGGCGCAGUUCCCCCAGGCCGCCCCACAGACCCCUCCCCGCGCCGGCCCCUCGCGCGCGACCGAUGCGGGGCCGCCGCUGCCGAUGAAAAUCCGGGCGCUGGGAACGCCGAAGCCCGUGCUGCAGGACCUCUUUGCGCGCCGCAGCCAGGGGCCGAUGGUUCCGCAGUCGUCCUCCACGCAGGGCGGACAACCAGGCGUCAGGGUUGAACCUGCUGAAGAGGGCCCCGGGGAACCAGACGAGGGCCCCGGGGAACCAGAAGAGCCAAAGAAGCCAGAGGAGCCAAAGGAGCCAGAGGACCCUCUGAUGACCGAGCUGAAGAAGCUGCACACCGAGAAUCGGACGCAGGCGCUCGCAUGGAAGAAGUGGCACAAGACCUCCAAGGUCCUCUCCGCGAACGCCAAAGGCAAGAAACGCGCGCGCGCGCCUGAAGACGAGCAGGCUGAGGUCGACGACCGCCCGCAGUACAAGCGCGUCUGCACCGCGGACGUGCGCGAGUACUACACGGAGUUCGCGGGUCUGCUGACGGUGAGGAUGUCCGUCAUCCCCCUUCCCGAUUACCUUCGGGACGGUGAUGAGGUCCGUGUUGGGAAAAGGGAGCACUGCGACGCGUGGGAGAAGAAGCGUUCCCGCGACGAGUUCGAGAAGGACAAGGAUGCGGCGGCGGAGGAUUCGGACGAGCGCGCUGCGAAGAAGGCGCGUGUGGAGCCCGAGGUCACGACUGAGGGCUGAGAAAAAGCUCGGACUUGUGUACUGAUACUGUAUAGAUGCGUGUAUAACCUUUCUCGUGUAGAUACCCCACGAUACCGUCGCAUUGGACUUGUAAC
Messenger RNA from Trametes versicolor FP-101664 SS1, 2330 nucleotides. RefSeq lists its product as uncharacterized. Bases 1 to 2235 code for a protein of 744 amino acids. The transcript has 4 exons. NCBI's taxonomy places the organism in Eukaryota, Fungi, Basidiomycota, Agaricomycetes, Polyporales, Polyporaceae. The record is from RefSeq and is a predicted model, not a curated record.